Portunus trituberculatus (swimming crab) is the source of this 6719-nucleotide messenger RNA. It is a transcript of the gene Stt3B, whose product is annotated as dolichyl-diphosphooligosaccharide--protein glycosyltransferase subunit STT3B-like. Gene Ontology annotation, biological process: post-translational protein modification. Lineage: Eukaryota; Metazoa; Arthropoda; Malacostraca; Decapoda; Portunidae. Gene Ontology annotation, cellular component: membrane. The record is from RefSeq and is a predicted model, not a curated record. Gene Ontology annotation, molecular function: dolichyl-diphosphooligosaccharide-protein glycotransferase activity.
GACAGUGUGCUGUUCUGGGAGGACCAAUAGCACAUUGCCACCGGCGCCGCGUCUAGGAUUUGUUUACAUCCACACACCUGACACGCGGCCCAUGACACACUUGACACCCUCGACACCCUCUCCCCAGCCCCCGCACACCCUCAGAUACCACUAGGACAGACAGGUGUGGAGGAGCCAUCUAGAGCUGCUGGAUGGGCAAGUGAGGGCGGGGCAAGCCAGGUCACUGAGGAAGGGUCACCCGGAAGGGACGCAAGGACACAGGCAUGAUGGGAAGGUCGCAGACUGCCAAGGCGAGUCCUGGCAUGUCUAGUCCGCUGGGGGUGAAGAGUCUGCUGGUGUUCACAGUGCUGCUGCUGGCGUGGCUUGCCGGAUUCCUCUCCAGGCUCUUUGCUGUUAUACGCUUCGAGAGCAUCAUUCAUGAGUUUGACCCAUGGUUCAACUACAGGGCCACAGCACACAUGGUCAAGAAUGGCUACUACAACUUCCUCAACUGGUUCGACGAGAGGGCGUGGUAUCCCCUGGGCCGCAUCGUGGGGGGGACUGUUUACCCCGGCCUCAUGCUCACCUCCGGCAGCAUACAUUACAUCCUCACCAUGCUCAACAUUCCCGUGCAUAUUCGGGACAUCUGUGUAUUUUUAGCACCCAUUUUUAGUGGCUUGACAGCGAUAGCCACCUACUUCCUGACCAAAGAAGUGUGGUCCCCUGGUGCGGGGCUGUUCGCUGCGUGCUUCAUCGCUGUGGUGCCUGGCUACAUCAGUCGCUCGGUGGCCGGCAGCUACGACAACGAGGGCAUCGCUAUCUUUGCCCUCAUGUUUACUUAUUACCUGUGGGUCAAAUCAGUGAAAACCGGGAGUCUGUUCUGGGCGGCGAUGGCUUCCCUGUCCUACUUCUACAUGGUGAGUGCCUGGGGCGGUUACGUCUACAUCAUCAACCUCAUCCCCCUCCACGUGUUUGCCCUGCUGUUGAUGGGCCGCUUCUCCCACCGCCUCUACACCGCCUACACCACCUUCUACAUCCUCGGCCUCAUUUGCUCCAUGCAGAUCCCCUUUGUCGGGUUCCAGCCCAUCCGCACCUCAGAGCACAUGGCCGCUGCAGGAGUGUUUGCGCUGCUGAAUGCAGUGGCCGUGCUCAAGUACCUGCAGAGUGUCAUGUCCCGGGCAGAGUUCAGACACUUCUUCCUGGUGGCGGCGGGGACGGCGGCCGGUCUGGUGUUCCUGGUGGUGGUGGGGCUCACCUGGAUGGGGGUGGUGGCUCCCUGGAGUGGCAGGUUCUACUCUUUGUGGGACACCGGGUACGCCAAGAUCCACAUUCCCAUCAUUGCCUCAGUGUCGGAGCAUCAGCCCACCACCUGGUUCAGCUUCUUCUUUGACCUCCACAUCUUGGUGCCCACCUUCCCUGUUGGCCUGUGGUACUGCAUCAAGACUGUCAACGAUGAGAGAGUCUUUAUUGUGUUGUUUGCGGUGAGUGCUGUGUACUUCGCCGGGGUAAUGGUGCGCCUUAUGUUGACGCUCACCCCAGUGGUCUGCGUGCUGGGCGGCAUCGUCUUCUCUCGUCUCUUUGAAGUCUUCCUCAAGGAGGAGGAGCAGUCGCCGCCACGCACAGGAGACUCCAGUGAUGAGGAGGAGGAUGGUGAGAAGAACAACAAGUAUGAUAAGGCUGGCAAGCUGAGGAAGAUGAAACAUGAACAGCAGUCGAGCAGCGAUGGGCUUGGUGUCAACAUUCGUAGCAUGGUGAUCGUCGCUGUGCUGAUGAUUCUGAUGAUGUUCUCCGUCCACUGUACCUGGGUCACCUCGAAUGCGUACUCCUCUCCCUCCAUUGUGCUUGCUUCUUACGGCCAGGAUGGGUAACCGGCAAAUCUCGACGACUUCCGAGAGGCUUACUACUGGUUGGCGCAGAACUCGGCCAGCGACGCCAGGGUAAUGUCUUGGUGGGAUUACGGCUACCAGAUUGCGGGAAUGGCCAACCGAACCACACUAGUCGACAAUAACACGUGGAACAACUCUCACAUAGCGCUGGUGGGCAAGGCAAUGUCAUCCAACGAGACUGCAGCAUACCAGAUCAUGACGGCCCUGGAUGUCGACUACGUGCUGGUGAUCUGGGGUGUCAUUGGGUACUCCGGCGACGACAUCAACAAGUUUCUGUGGAUGGUGCGGAUUGCCGAGGGAGAACACCCCAAGGACAUCAAGGAGAGUGACUACUUCACUGACCGCGGUGAGUUCCGAGUGGACUCUCAGGGCUCCUCCACACUUCUCAACUGCCUCAUGUACAAGCUCUCCUACUACCGGUUUGGGGAGCUGAAGCUUGACUUCCGGACUCCCCCUGGCUUUGACCGUACCCGCAACGCUGUCAUCGGGAACAAGGACUUCAAGCUGACCUACCUGGAGGAAGCCUACACCACCGAACACUGGCUGGUCAGAAUCUACAGAGUGAAGAAACCAGAUGAGUUUAACCGCCCACGCAUCCCCAUACCCCAGAGGAAGGUGAAGAGAAAGAAUGUCUACCUCACAAAGAAGGAUCCUUAUAGUGAUCAUGACACCACCAAGAGGAGGCGAGGAUCCAUCAAGAACCGGCCCGUGGUGGUGAAGGGUCAGCGGCCGAGGUCAAAGCUUACCUAGGGGCGGCAAGGAUUAGGGCAUAGUUAAUUGGUCUGUCUGCAUAUUCUCUCUCUCUCUCUCUCUCUCUCUCUCUCUCUCUCUCUCUCUCUCUCUCUCUCUCUCUCUCUCUCUCUCUCUCUCUUUUUUCUUUUUUUUCUUUUCCUCAUUUUGUCCUUAUUUUUUCUGCACCAACUCCAUUUUUCUUAUUUGUCCUCCUCUUAUUCUUUUAUCUUUUUUUCCCUCAUCAGUUUUUCUUUACUUUCCUUGUUUCAGUCACAGCUUUUCCCCUCCAUGCCCUUGCUUUCCUUUCUUUGCUCUUUAGAAAAUCUUGUCAUUUGGUUGUAUUUCUCCUUCACUUCUCAACUUACAUCAAUUUCUCUUUCCCCUUUUUUUUUCUUCUCUUUUCAGCCUUUUCUCUACACUUCCAACAGCUAUCCAUAGUUUCACCUGCUUCUGCUCCUCUUUUUCCUCCCCCUUCAGCUCGUCCUCCUCUAUCUAUUUAUCUAUGUCUAUCUAUAACCUACAUCUAUAAUUACUUCUGGUAGUUUCCUCACUGUCACGUACGUGUGUGUGAUCUUGGUGCCUGAAAGAUGGUGUACUUCCACAAGGCUUAAAAAGGCGUGUGAUGAUGCUUGUCUGUGUUUUCUUUCAGCCAGGUGGUGUUUACGUUUUUCCUUUUCCCGUGGGGGUGUUUAUAAAGAGGUAUAUACAUUUACAGUGAUUGUAUUUAAAUAGCAAAAAAGUACGUUCGUGAGUAGCAGUGCACUUGGGAUCUCAGAAUGGAAGAUGGUGUUUUAGUUCCCUUGGUUCGGAUUCAGUAAAAGUGGAGCCAGAUAUGAAAGAAGAGGCGCUGUACUUCAGGUAAACAUUCACUGGAGAUCCAAUGCAAGACACCAAGGCUUCCAGAUGUCCCAAGGGUGAAGUUAGCAAAGGGAGUCAGCUAGCCGGCCUAACCUUAUGGCCUCAAGUCACCUCUCGCCUUAGCACAGGGACAAGGAUCUUCUCUGGGACGGUAGUGUGGGUGUCCAGUGUCCAAUGUCCAGUGUCCACCAACAUCUUGCCAUUUGAUUACUUGUUUUUGUUGUUUUUUGUUGCUUUAUUCGGUUUGCCUUCCUGCCAUGUUAUCUGAUCAGCAGUAGGUUUUGUUUCUGUCAGUUUUGAUUUGGAGCAUUCAGGAACAUUAUUGGUUUCCUUCCAGAUUACAAGGAAUGAUGUGUCUUUCUGUACAAGUGAUUGUGUUGUGUUGCUUACUCAAGAUUUCAUGCUUGAAGUUGAUUUAUGUCUUGUUCACUUGUGUUGGUUUUCUCAAGUCUGUGUGUGUGUGUGUGUGUGUGUGUGGGUGUGGGUGUGGGUGUGCAGGGCAGGGCUUGGCAGGGGUGGGCAGAGCACAGAGGGUGUGGGUACUUCUACACCCUGCACCAUUGUUAAGCUUAGGCAAUAUUGGUUAUGGUCACUUCACUCAUUUAUAAACCAUUACUCAUGAGUCCUUCACCGAUGGCCAAGGCUUGUGUGAGUCACUACCAAGGACCAUAACAAGGCCACGACAAGGGCAGUGGCACGAUGGGACUGUAGUGGUGGAGCAGCAGCCAAGGGAGUCACACAGGGAACUUAGCCAGGUACAUUCCUCCUUGCCCUUGUACAUAGCUGUGUGAGGCAUGUGUUUGUGUGUGUGUGCUGGGCUGUCAGUGCUGUGUUGCAGCUGCCAUCACAUGUGUUGCACGUCACCUUAGAGUGUCAGCAAGACUCCAUUUUUCAUCAUUCUGCUUUUGGACUAUUUUUCUGUAUAUUGUUGAUGAGGAAAUGACUCACAUGUGUUUAUAAUUGUUUAAAUAUGUAUAUUGUGAUGAGGUAUAGUGGAAUACAAAUACAUAUGGUUGAAUGUUUUUUUUUUUUUGUAAUGGCAAGAGCCGACUGCCACCUCUGGCCUUGGAACAUUAGUGAAACUCUUGAAAAUUGGACAAAUAUGCCCAUCUUUUUAAUGCAGGAAUAUUCUCAACUUUUUUUUCCUGCUGUUAAUGUCCUUCAUGACUAUCAAGGUGUAUCUAACCACUAAACAAAUGAUAAUGGCAAGAAAAUAAUGAAAAUAGUAUGUGAAAUCUUUCCUAACGUUUAAUAUCCAGAAAAAGAUUUAUAUACAGACAUUUUUUAUGCAGUUCAAGAUAUCAUCCUUCAAAAUGAUCAAGUGCAUCCAGUUUCCCAAGCAGAUGAAGAUAAUGAUGUCCAGAAAAACGUGAAAGGGAAAAAUUAUAUGCAGUCUUUCCAUAAAGAUCAUGUCCAGAAAAUAUUGAGAAUUAUAUAUAUAUGCAAACUUUUCCAUGCAGUUAUACAGUCUGACAUAAACCUUUGGAAUUAUUGGAGAAUAGUUUGACUCCAGACCUGUGAUGAGGAGGAAGCAUUACCCAUAACUCUAACUGUAGGGGGAGAGAAUGGAUACUCUAUAAAACUUGUGACCUUUUAUCUUCAGUCCCUUGCUGAAUCUGAUAGAGGAUGUAAAUGAGUGUCUUUUAAGUCCUUUAAUUUUCAUGUAUUCUCUUCUCAAAUACUUUAGCUUCUUAACUUCCUCUUAUUAUUUCUCUUUCUAUUCCUUUCAAACAUUUCAACUUCUUCCUCCCAUUCCCUUCUCUUCCCUUCUUCUCAAACACUCAUACAUCUUACCCUUUCAUCCCUUCUUUGGCUUCUUAACUUCCUCUCAUUAUUUCUCUUUCUACUCCUUUUCAAACAUUUCAAUGUCUUCCUCCCAUUCCCUUCUCUUCCCUUCUUCUCAAACACUCCAACAUCUUCCCCUUUCUUCUCUUUCUAUCAAACAGUAGCAUCUUAUCUCCCAUUCUCCUUCCUUGUACUCCUGCCAAACACACCAACUUAUCUUCCUCUCAUUCACUUUCCUUCCAUUCCUCUCAAACACUCCAACAUCUAGUUUUCCUCUUAUUUCCCUCUCCUCCCUUCUCAAACACUAGCUUCUUAUCUCCUCUCAUUCUUCUUCCUUCUAUUCCAGCAUCAUAUCCUCCUCUCUUCCCUUCCUCUCAAACGCUCUAGCAUCUCUUCCUCUUAUUCCCUUUCCUUCCCUUCCUAUCAAACACUUCACCACUCUUUCUCUUAUUCUUCUCCCAGCAUUCCAUCUUCCUCUCGUAGAAAUAAAAAAUGAUGGAAGAAAGGGCUUGUGUAAAUUCAGGAAUUGCUUUUCAGUUUGUAUUGGAAAGUAUUACAGUGUAGGGAUGAUUUUGCAGCACCAGUGGGGAACAAAAAAGGGGGGAAAAAAAAUCUGCAAGGACCCACUGAUAUGAUAAUAAGGGUUCUGCAGCAUCAGUGGGAAGAAAAUGCCCUUGAAAACCCACUUAUCUCUGAACCAAUUCUGAGAUACUUCUGUCCAUACCUUGACUUUCAAAGGACUAAUUGAUACACAGAUUUUUAAGAGUGUUUUCUAAUGGGUUUAGGAACAGAUUAACAAGAUUUAUCAUCAGGAGAAACACACUUGGAGAACCUGGCUGUGGUGAGAGAGUAAAAGCAUGUCCAAAAUACAAUCUAACACAGUAUACUAGACUAGCAAUCCCAUAUGGAGUGCCCUACACACACACACACAGUUUUAUCAGCCCCUUUGAACCCACUACCCACUAAUACACAGUUAUGAUCAUCUCUGUGGCCUUUGACAAGUUAUCAGCCCCUGCCUUAGAACAGUUUGGUAAUACAGAGUGAGGCAAGGUGUGGAGGUGACUUUUUUUUCUUUUUUCUCUUUUAUGCAGGAGGGGAAAGUGGCCAAUGAAAAAAAAAAAAAAAAAAAAUAAAUAAGGCCGGGAAAAAAAAAAAAAAAAAAAAAAAAAAAAGGCCGCAUCCUAUGUAGAGAGUGAUUCCGGUGCUGCAUGUGGUUGUUGGGUGUUGGGAAGAGUAUGUGAGCGUGUGUUGGUGUGUGGUAUUGUUAUUUUACCUAGUUAAUUUGAUAAUCUGUAUGUCUUCUGCUUACUUUUGUGUUUAUUUUGAUUGUUUUUUUAUUAUUCAUAUUGUUUUUUGUAAUUUAUUUAUCAUGAUUUGUUUGUAUGUAUUUAUUUGAUUGAUUGAUUCAUAUUUAUCUGGUCUUACCUGGAUAUACAUGGGCAAUAACUGAUGAAUACUUAAAUAUAUAUGAAAACUCUU